Messenger RNA from Puccinia triticina, 2058 nucleotides. RefSeq lists its product as uncharacterized. The transcript is spliced from 3 exons. Bases 1 to 2058 code for a protein of 685 amino acids. The record is from RefSeq and is a predicted model, not a curated record. Gene Ontology annotation, cellular component: cytoplasm. NCBI's taxonomy places the organism in Eukaryota, Fungi, Basidiomycota, Pucciniomycetes, Pucciniales, Pucciniaceae.
AUGGGAAACAAUCCAUCCUCAAACCAGCAGAACAACAACAACACCCACUACCCACGCCCAUCCAACAACCCGCCCACAUCAGCACCACCCACACCAACCGGAACACACCACCACCACCCAGCCAGCAGCAUCGGACCAUCCCCACUCAACCCACACCACCAAGCAAACCCAACGACCACCUUCGUCGAUGGCGGAUAUCUCUUCCCGCUCUCCAACAUCUAUCCAUCAUCCACCCAGGACUGGCUCCAGCCAGUCGUACAGCAGCUCAUCCUCGACCGCCGCCUGGCACCCUUCUACCGCGGACUGGAGGACUGGGAGGACGACUGGGACCGCCAGAUGAUCGCCCAUGCACUCCAAUCCAUCACCCUCGCCAGGAGCACCGCCAUCAAACAGAUCCAGAAGAUCGACCGCCAGGAACCCCUCGAACAGCCUGCUGCCUCCUCCAAACAGCACUCCUCGGGCUCCAUCAGCAAGCGGUUCACCAAGAGCCUGCUCAUCGACCACCAAUCCUCCUCCUCUCUGCUCCAACACCAAUCUGACCAGCACUCCAACCCCCGCCAACAGAUCUUCGACGCCAUCCUCAACUCCCACAUCCGACCCACCGAGAUCGACCAAUACCUCGCCCAGACAGUCGAAUGUCCGAUCUGCUUCCUAUAUUACCCUCCAAAUAUUAACCUGUCCAGGUGCUGUCAGCAGCCGAUAUGCACGGAAUGUUUUACUCAGAUCAAGCGCACUGACCCGACCCCGCAGGAAAUCAAGAGCGAACCGGCCUGCUGUCCGUACUGCGUCGAGUCGAACUUCGGAGUGACCUAUGAGCCGCCGCCGCCGCACAAGCGCACCGACUGGAACUCGCCCGGCACAGCAGCAACGACGAGCGACAGCCUAGCGGUGCCGGUGCCGACGCCGGGCGUCGAAAGUCCGUCGACGACGACAACGACGGUUGCGUCCCAAUCGGCGCCGAGCCCGAGCGGGCUGAUGAUCGGCGGCAACUUGCAGGACGAGCCGGGCGAGAUGGGCACCAACGGGCCGGCAGCCGGCGCAGGGUCGAUGGGCUCGACGAAGAUGAAGCGCCGCCAGACGACCAGCCACACCAGCACGGAGGUGGUGACCACGGACGCGAUCCAGCCCGACUGGCAGGCCAAGCUCGAGGCCGUCAAGGCCGCCGUCCAGCGCCGGGCCAACCGGCGCAUCAUCUUCCGCCAAGAGGGCGACCGGCUGAUCCCCGUCGGGAUCACGUCUUCCAGAGACCCUAACGGCUCGGCCUUCCUUGCCGCCUUCGAACACGACCAUUCCUCCUCCCCCUCCUCCACGAUGACGAGACGCGGGCUCAGUGCGCUCAUCGGCGGCUCCUCCUCGGCCCACAGUCCAGCCACCCUGGGCGGAGGCUCCCCGGGCCACCAUCCGGGCACUAGACGGCACAGACCCGAGCCCUCGUCGGCCUCGAACUACGGCGUCGACCUCGAAGAGCUCAUGAUCAUGGAAGCCAUGCGGCUCAGUCUGGCCGAGGAGGAGGAGCGCAAACGCAAGGCCGCCGCCGCGGAGGCCUUCUCUUCCGCCCCCGACGCCAGCCCGGCUGAUGUCCAGCCGAGCACCAGUGGAGCAGGCGUCCCGAGCCCCACGCCUGCGCCGACUACCAGAGGCAGCCAGCGGGUCGCACCCGAGCCGCCCCUUCUCCACGGCUCGCCCUCCACCAGCCCCGCCAGCCAGAUGCUCUCCAGCUCGUCCACGCCAUCAGGCCCGGGCCCAUCCCAGCCCUCGUCCACCAACCCGUUCCUCGACCCCGCCCUGUGCCCCGGCUCCUCCUCCUCCGCUUUCCCCGCCCGGGCCUUCCCCGCCGCCGGCCCCACACCACCCACCCCCGAGCACUGCGCCGCCCCGACGCCCCCUCCUCACCCGUUGCUGCCCUCCCCGCGACUCUCCUCCCCGGCCACUUCCUCGGCCGCGCCCCCCGCCCUUCCGCCCGCUGAUCCGUACACUCGGCCCCCGCUUCCCGCUGCCGAUCACCCCGACCAUCCGUCGCCCUCGGCGUCCCCUAUCCCCACCCACCAGCCCUCCUAG